Messenger RNA from Daktulosphaira vitifoliae (grape phylloxera), 1281 nucleotides. RefSeq lists its product as uncharacterized. Lineage: Eukaryota; Metazoa; Arthropoda; Insecta; Hemiptera; Phylloxeridae. The transcript is spliced from 3 exons. The record is from RefSeq and is a predicted model, not a curated record. Gene Ontology annotation, molecular function: metal ion binding. The coding region runs from base 77 to 979 and encodes 300 amino acids.
UUCAAAACUCUUUUAUUUUAAUUGAUAAAAUAUUGUGAAAUUUAAAAAUUGUUAAAUAUUCUCUUAAAAUAAUAUUAUGUUACUCAAUAAAUGGAAAUUAAUUAUAAUUUUUAUUCAAACAAUCAACCAAUCGAUUUGUGUUGAUCUAAAUAAUAUCACAGAAAAAGACGUAGAUAAACUUCAAAUGGAAUACCGAGAUAUGAAUUAUGUUAUUUUUGUAAAACAUCCUUAUUAUAUAAAAUCACACGAUGAAGAAAACUUUUGUCCAGUACCUUACAGUCACGUAGUAGAUUAUGCUGAAAUUUCUUAUGAAGGUAUAGAAUUAAUAGAUAGAAGUUUGAUGAUUGUGGUUUAUAACUGUGUGGCAGAAAAAAAAUAUAAAUUGGCUUAUAUGAUUUUUUUGAACGCUAUUGAAAGUAUGGCCUUUACAUAUAUGUAUCGGUUCUGCGAAUUUGCUAUAGAAAUGAAUAAAAGAUGUGCUGAAAUAUCAUUUUACUUAAAAGUAUUUAGUGAUAAACUUACUGAACUUAUACCGAUAAUUAAUAGAGAAUGGAUUUCUCCUGAACCGUAUGAAUGUAUUUUAGAUGUUUACGAAAAUCACAAAUCUGAGAAAUACAAAUUUAAUGAAGAAAACGAAAAUUAUAGAAAUGAUUUAUUAGGCUGUAUGAAUUUAAUGAAAGAUAAAGUAAACUUUUUAAGAGAAGCUAAAAAUGAAACAAUAAAUGAAAUGACUAUAAGCAAAUUAGAUCGCUACCAUAAUAUGAAUUAUCAAGUAAUAAAUUAUCGAUUGACUUUAAAAAAAUAUUCUCCUGCUUUGAAACAUAUAACUGGAGAUAAAAACCAAACUUCAUGUAUUAUAUGUAAGACAGAACACAGUGGUAAUAUUUGGGAUAUUUACUUUUUUUCACCGUGGGCCAUGGCUGGUGCUGCGAUUUGUGUGCUGGCAAUAUUAAAGCAUGUCCUGUAUGUAAUAAAUUGAUAAGAAGUACUCAAUAUCUACUAAUAAAACCAUCUGUGUCAAUAGUUAACAAAGUGUAUGAGCGAUUACCGCCAAGAUGUAUCUUAGAUGGACGAGGAGCGCGUUGUGUAAGGUGCUGCAGUCAUAUUAUAGAUGAAGAUGAUCAUUCAAACAGACACAUAAUGAUACCAUGUGGUCAUGGUUGGUAUUGUGAAAAUUGCAUUUGGGAAGAUAAGUGUUCAAUAUGUUCCAAGAAAACAAAAAAAAAAUUAUGUGUAAUAUUGAAAAAACAAUGAAUAAAUCUAUUAAUGUUAUUUCUUUAA